Molecule: messenger RNA, 6843 nt
Organism: Lymnaea stagnalis (great pond snail)
Lineage: Eukaryota; Metazoa; Mollusca; Gastropoda; Lymnaeidae
Source: the annotation of a GenBank genome assembly
GGUUCUAGCCACCAUCUGGUCGUACAAGGGCAUGAGUCACUUCAAUGACAUCGGUGAGACCGUCAAGAACCUCGUGGCUACAGGGAGGCGUAAACCGUCGGAGCUGGUCCCAGUCUGGUUUGACUUCAGCGGUAAGGGUGAGGCCGCCUGUGAAAAGAAAAAAAAAAAUUCAUGUGUGCUUAUAAAAGAACAUUUCAACAAAACCAGAUAAAGAGAGAGGAAGCAGUGUUUCUUUCAGAAAUCCCCCCCCCUGUGGGGGUGGGGGGGCGCACUUCAGUUGUGUUUUUGUUUUGUUUUUUUGUUUUUUUUUUUGGGAGGGGGUUCAUUAGGUUGGCUCAUUUCGUGGUAUGGCUCUUGUUGAUGGUAGGUUGGGGGCUAAUUGGUUGGGGGUUCAUUAGGUUGGCUCAUAUCGUGGUGUGGCUCGCUUUAAUGGUAGGUUGGGGGGGGGGGUAAUUAAUUAAAUUAGGUUGGCUGUCACUUAGGUUGCCUCGUAGUGUCGUGUGCAUCUUGUUGAUGGUAGGUUGGGGGUUAAUUAGCUUUGCUGUCACUUAGGUUGCCUCAUAUUGUGGUGUGGAUCUCUUUGAGGGUAGGUUGGGGGGUUAAUUAGGUUGGGGGUUAAUUAGGUUGGCUCAUAUUGUGGUGUGGAUCGUGUUGAUGGAAUGUUUUUAAAAAAGUGUGUGUUUGGGAGGGGGGGUAGUUUUUAUAUUAAAUUAUUAACAUUUUAAUGUGAAGUUGUGUGUUAGAUUACGACAGAGGUCAUCUGCGAAAGGGUGAAGGACGAAUGGUGAGGGACAGACAACAAUAAAAGUUUUAUAAUAUGAAAGAUUCGGUUUGGGGGGGAGGGGGGGGCAAAAAUGGGCUUUGAUUGAAUUAAUUGGAUGAAAAUAACCGGUUUCAGAGUUGGAAGGGGGGGGGCGUCAAAAUGAGUCUUUUCCACUGACGCCAAACAGUGUAGAUACGCCACUGGAGGCCCUAUGUCAGACGCGUAAUUCUUAGAUGCCCUUUUUCUAGGCCCCAUCAUUUCUUCACACCAAGCAUCUUUUAGUGUGUUAUAGUGUGUUGCCUCUUGAAACUCCAUCAUGCGAAUCUCGUGACUCAAUCCCUUCAAUCCAUGAUCAUGUUUGAUAUAUGGCUUGAUCCAAAAAUCCAACCUCACCCGAAAUGAACCUUAUCGCACAAUACUUCAUAUAAUAGAAUGGGUAUAACGUGGGUAUAACGUGGUUGAAAAUCGAUCAGGUUGAUGUGUACUGUUCGAACUUUGUAAAGAACAAUCUGUGAUCUUAUCUUGAGGUCCACAACGUUUCACUAGUAGAAAAUGUAUCAGAUCCCAGUUUCCUCCACUUCGCGAAUUCAUAUGUAUAGGGCCAUCUUCCUAUUGUAAUACGGACAUUUAACUUGACCUAUAAUGUGGGACGGCAGAUUUUCCAACUUUUCUCCCUCGUCAAGACUCAUCUGACCAGUGACAGUAACCUUGGAAACACAAUUCUGGCCGUUCUGAGUUUUCAUCUCCAAUAUGAUUUUCACACAAUCCAUCACGUGUGAACUGUGGACUAGUGAGAGACAGACAUAGAAAUGUCAAGAGAUAGAGAGAGCCUAGAGGUGACUUAAAGGGUGAUAACAGAGUUAGAGAGCAUAGGCCUGCACAGCAUUCGGCCGGCGGGCCACCGUCAGCACCCACUUGGCGACCCACGAAGUAACGAAAUAUUCCUGAUUAUUAUUCUCUUAAUAGCUUUCCCCCAUGUCCUAUCAUCUUUUGGCCCGCACAAGUUUUUCAUAAAGUACUACGGCCCACACAAGUUAUUCAUAAAGUAUUACGGCUCACACAAGUUAUUUAUAAAGUAUUACGGUCCACACAAGUUAUUCAUAAAGUACUACGGCCCACACAAGCUAUUCAUCAAGUAUUACGGCUCACACAAGUUAUUCAUAAAGUACUACGGCCCGCACAAGUUAUUCAUAAAGUAUUACGGCUCACAGAAGUUAUUCAUAAAGUACUACGGCCCACACAAGCUAUUCAUCAAGUAUUACGGCUCACACAAGUUAUUCAUAAAGUACUACGGCCCGCACAAGUUAUUCAUAAAGUAUUACGGCUCACAGAAGUUAUUCAUAAAGUACUACGGCCCACACAAGUUAUUCAUAAAGUACUACGGCCCACACAAGUUAUUAAAAAAAGUGCUACGGCUCACCUUACAUGUUGUGUUGUGCAGGCCUGUUGUAGAGAUAUAAAGGGAGCAAGAGUCUAUUAGACACGGAGGAAAGGUAUUUAGAGAUUGAGAGAGAGGGAGAGAGAGAGAGAGGGAGAGAGAGAGGGAGGGAGGGAGAGAGAGAGAGAGAGAGUGAGAUAGAGAGAGGAAGAGAGGUGCCAUAUAUGAGCUAGUGAGAAAGAGUUGUCAGACAUUCACUUGAAGUAUUCAGACUCCCCCCCCCCACACACACUUUUUUUUCCUUUUUUUUUUUCCUAAAGGCCCAAACCAUGGGUCCCGACACUCAUGAGCGAGUCUUAAACUGAUAUUAACUAUGUAUUACCUGUGUUUCUGUGUGGUGCAGACGAUCUGAUGCCGAGCGAGAUGUUUGGCAGUUUUAAAGACAGUCUCCUCCUUUUAUUUAUCAUCCCGCUGGUUCUGGCCAUUGUCGGGGCUGGUUUCAUCUGCAUGCCACAAGUCUCCUACUCGCUGGUGGUGAGUGCUCUCUUUACAUACCUGGCCAGUAACAGGUUGGGGAGUGGUUUCAUUACAUACCUGGCUAGUAACAGGUUGGGGAUUGGUGUCUUUACAUACCUGGCCAGUAACAGGUUGGGGAGUUGUGUCUUUACAUACCUGGCCAGUAACAGGUUGGGGAGUAGUGUAUUUACAUACCUGGCCAGUAACGGGUUGGGGAGUGGUGUCUUUACAUACCUGGGCAGUAACAGGUUGGGGAGUGGUGUCUUUACAUACCUGGCCAGUAACAGUUUGGGGAGUGAUGUCUUUACAUACCUAGCCAGUAACGUGUUGGUGAGUAGUGUCUUUACAUACUUGGCCAGUAGCGUGUUGGUGAGUAGUGUCUUUACAUGCAUUCCCAGCAACUUGUUGGGGAGUGUUCGAGAGGGCGUUUUUGACCAAAGAAUACACGGAGAACGGAUCCCACUAGAAAGCAUUAGGUGGUGGGCAUAUCUUGGAGGGACAGUGAGUGGUGGGAAUAUCUUGGAGGGACAGUGAGUGGUGGGAAUAUAUUGGAGGGACAGUGAGUGGUGGGCAUAUCUUGGAGGGACAGUGAGUGGUGGGCGUAUCUUGGAGGGACAGUGAGUGGUGGGCAUAUCUUGGAGGGACAGUGAGUGGUGGGAAUAUAUUGUUGGCAUAUUGAACAGUGGGAAUAUUUUUGAGGCUCAUUGAGUUGUGAGAAUACCUUGGAGGCACAUUGAGAGAGUGGCGACUAACUGGAGUAAAUCUAGUGAGAUCCUUGACAACAUAUGCCCCCACUGAGGAUGUCGCAGGAUGGUGAUGUUGAUGAUAGCCCUUGGAAAAGAUACACUAGACCCAAAAAAAAAUGUAAUAUCACAUAAAAGUACUCAAAAGUAGCGUACAAAUUCAGAAGAUUUUAAACUAUAAAUAGCUAUUAAUAAACUUUGUUGCUCUUUUUUUGUUUUGUGUUAAAGCUGAUCUUCAUCGGGUCAGUGUCCAUCUUGACCUUUGCCGCCUCUUACACCAUUGUGAAAUCCGUUGUUGAUGGGGUGAGUAAGCAUGUUAAGUCUUAUCAGUCAGCGGCGUAACAAACAUGGGGUGGGUGCAUCAGAAACACAGAAAGUAUAAGUAAAAUAAUUUGAUAAAGAGACUACUCUUAUAUGGAUGCUGAUUAAUGGAAGCAAGUCAGGUUUAGCCUUCUUUUUUUCCUUAUCCUUUUUUUUCUUAGCAUAGUUUUUUUUUUAUUGGUCAAAGAUGAUUUUCGUUUUGUUUCGGAAUUUUUUUUUUCGACCGACGCAAUUUUCCUAUUAAGGAAAAAUUGCGUCUGUCGAAAUUAACUAUGUAUUUUUUAUAUUUUUUAAUGAAGGACUUUUUCCAGUUGCAUAAUUUGUAUUCUGUUUCAAUAGAAACAAUAAAGUAACAGAAUACAAAUUACUUAGAAUAUUAUUAAUUUAAGAUGUAAAUCAGAUAGAACUUUAGAUUGCGAAGAAGAGAUAAUUUUAUGUGUAAAACCAACACUUUAACUAUAUGUAUUAUUUCGUACGGGGUAACGCCAGGACCCGCCAAACUUUGAUUGACGUCAAUGUUUCGACACCAUAUUGUUGGACAAUAUCUCAAGGAUAACGAGCGUUUUGAAUUUAAAAGAGAUUGUCUUCAAGGGGGCGGGAAAAUCACAAACUUAUUUUAAAGAAAGACAAUUUAUACUGUACUUUGUGAUUAUAAUAGUCUUGUGUUGUGAUUAAAAAUAUUUAAUAUUUCUUCUAUUGUUGUUAAAAAAUAUUUCUUGUAGUGUGAUUGAGACUUGACUUCUGUUGCGAUUCAGACUUGUCUUCUAUUGUUAUUCAGACUAGUCUUCUAUUGUGAUUCAGACUGGUCUUCUAUUGUGAUUCCGACUUUUCUUCUAUUGUGAUUCAGACUUGCCUUCUAUUGUGAUUCAAACUGGUCUUCUAUUCUGAUUCAGACUUUUCUUCUAUUGUGAUUCAGACUUGGCUUCUAUUGUGAUUCAGAGACUGGUCUUCAAUUGUGAUUCAGACUUCCCUUCUAUUGUGAUUCAGACUGGUUUUCUAUUGUGAUUCAGACUGGUCUUCUAUUCUGAUUCAGACUUUUCUUCUAUUGUGAUUCAGACUUGCCUUCUAUUGUGAUUCAGACUUGCCUUCUAUUAUUAUUCAGACUGGUCGUCUAUUGUGAUUCAGACUGGUCUACUAUUGUGAUUCAGACUGGCUUUCUAUUGUGAUUCAAACCUGCCUUCUAUUGUGAUUUCAGGCUUAUCUUCUAUUGUGAUUUAGACUGGUCGUCUAUUGUGUUUCACACUUUUUUCUAUUGCUAUUCAGACUUGUCUUCUAUUGUGAUUCAGACUUGCCUUAUAUUAUGAUUCAGACUGGUCUCCUAUCGUGAUUCAGACUGGUCUUCAAUUGUGAUUCACAAUGGUAGUCUAUUGAGUUUCAGACUGCUCUUCUAUUGUGAUUCAGACUGCUUUUCUAUUGUUAUUCAGACUUGUCUUCUAUUGUGAUUCCGACUUGUCUUCUAUUCGCAGACCAACACUAUUGCCACAGAAAAUCUGAGGAGAGUGAUCAGCAAAAACUAUCAUAUCUUACCCGGAAAUAAGAUUGUGGCAGCCAUGAAUGCCCUUAUGAUCAUCGUGAGUUGUUUGUAACACAAUUGUCAGAGACUCGGGGGCUUUAUUUCUUGCUAUAGUAGUACCGUUAAACAGCUAUAAAUGCAUCGUUAAGUAGCUAUAGUUGUACUGUUAAGAAGUUAAAGUUGUACCGUUAAGUAGCUAUAGUUGUACCGUUCAGUAGCUAUGGUUGUAUCAACAAGUUGUUAUGGUUGUAUUGUUAAGUAGCUAUUGUUGUACCGUUAAGUAGCUAUAGUUGUACCGUUAAGUAGCUAAAGUUGUACCGUUAAGUAGCUAUAGUUGUACCGUUCAGUAGCUAUGGUUGUAUCAACAAGUUGUUAUGGUUGUAUUGUUAAGUAGCUAUUGUUGUACCGUUAAGUAGCUAUAGUUCUAACAUUAAGUAGCUAUAGUUUUACCGUUAAGUAGCUAUAGUUCUAACAUUAAGUAGCUAUAGUUCUAACAUUAAGUAGCUAUUGUUGUACCGUUAAGUAGCUAUAGUUCUAACAUUAAGUAGCUAUAGUUUUACCGUUAAGUAGCUAUAGUUCUAACAUUAAGUAGCUAUAGUUCUAACAUUAAGUAGCUAUAGUUUUACCGUUAAGUCGCUAUAGUUGUACCGUUAAGUAGCUAUAGUUCUAACAUUAAGUAGCUAUAGUUCUAACAUUAAGUAGCUAUAGUUCUAACAUUAAGUAGCUAUAGUUUUACCGUUAAGUAGCUAUAGUUGAACCGUUGAGUAGCAUCGAGAAGAAGCGUUCUCCACAGACUACAAUUCUGAUAGACCGAUAGUACAAGGAACAAUACCUUUUUAGGACGAGGGAUUGCAAUAAGAGAACCAUAGAUCUAGGAUGAUGGACUUACAGUAAAUGAUCUAUAGAUCUAGGAUGAUGGACUUACAGUAAAUGAUCUAUAGAUCUAUUAUGAUGGACUUACAGUAAAUGAUCUAUAGAUCUAGGAUGAUGGACUUACAGUAAAUGAUCUAUAGAUCUAGGAUGAUGGACUUACAGUAAAUGAUCUAUAGAUCUAGGAUGAUGGACUUACAGUAAAUGAUCUAUAGAUCUAGGAUGAUGGACUUACAGUAAAUGAUCUAUAGAUCUAGGAUGAUGGACUUACAGUAAAUGAUCUAUAGAUCUAGGAUGAGUCAACUAGACAUUUCAUCUUAGUCUCCUACAAGCUAGUGUUUAUUUGGUCCUACAGAAAGAGGUGCCUCAGUCCCUUAUACAAGAGGGGCCUCAGUCCUCUAUACAAGACGGGCCGCAAUCUCACAGACAAGAGGAGGCGCCCAGUCCCCCGUCCACCCCCCCCCAGACAUGACGGGCUCAAAUCCCCUAUACAGAGUGUCCCAGUACCCCAGACACGAGGGACCCCAAUUCCCCAUUCGACAAGUAAUGGGGAUCCAUUUUGUGGCCGCGAAAACGACCCACUCACCUACCCACUACCCACCCAACCCCCCACCCCCACAUCUUUACUAACUACCUAUACCUCCAUUCAUAAUUAUGUUCAGCCAUGUGUCCAGCUCUCUAUUUUCAUCUCCAAGGGCCACUGUUGUGGAGUGAUCGGCCCGGGUGAUUUCAAUACGUC